Messenger RNA from Misgurnus anguillicaudatus (oriental weatherfish), 5361 nucleotides. It is a transcript of the gene trhr2, whose product is annotated as thyrotropin releasing hormone receptor 2. Gene Ontology annotation, molecular function: thyrotropin-releasing hormone receptor activity. Gene Ontology annotation, biological process: phospholipase C-activating G protein-coupled receptor signaling pathway. The record is from RefSeq and is a predicted model, not a curated record. Gene Ontology annotation, cellular component: membrane. Lineage: Eukaryota; Metazoa; Chordata; Actinopteri; Cypriniformes; Cobitidae.
CGAAGGGAGCUCUGGUUUAAAGGACUUGCAGUUAAAAGAGUGCAUUUACUAGCGCUUCUUCGCAAGGUUAUGUCAAUUACUUCACAUCACUGCAUUCUGUUUUUUCAUCUAGGGUUUACAUCUGAGCCUUCAUGCGAGGUGUUUUUCAGUGCAUCGGAUUCACACAGCAAGAAUUGACGUCAGGGUGAUCGACUGGAUGGACAAUUGUAUUAUCAGGUGAAAAAGAACUGCAAGAAAACUAGCCUUUGGUUUUAAAUGAGAUGCCUUUAAUGGAGGGAUACUUUUACAGUUUAACACAGAAGAAAUAAUGGGUUGCAGUCUGCAGAGGAACAUCCUUUCACAGUCGAAGGCUAGAAAAUGAAACGACAUACUUAAGAGAAAAGACCAUUAGUAAAAUCUGGAACACAAUAGAUCAUUCAUUUGCACACCCAAAAGAGUAAAUUCUCCUUCCUUCUGCACAAUUUCUAUCUUCCUCUCUGUGGCUAACACACAUACUCAUACACACGCCAAAAACACAAAUCAUGCCAGAAAAUGUGAGCUCCAGAAUGGACACACCCACCAACAUCUCCCUGGUGGGACCCGGGGAUGCCGUUUCCGAGUCCCUGGAGUAUAAAACAGUUUCUGUGUUUUUGGUGUUGCUGGUCUGUGGGGUGGGAAUUGUGGGAAACAUCAUGGUUGUGCUGGUGGUUCUUACCACGCGACACAUGCGUACACCCACCAACUGCUAUCUGGUGAGCUUGGCGGUGGCGGAUCUGAUGGUUCUGGUGGCUGCAGGUCUGCCGAACAUCUCGGAGAGCCUGAUGGGCACCUGGGUGUAUGGGCAUGCCGGGUGCCUGGGCAUCACCUACUUUCAGUACCUCGGCAUUAAUGCAUCCUCCUGUUCGAUCACAGCCUUCACAGUGGAAAGGUACAUCGCCAUAUGUCACCCAAUGAGGGCACAAACUGUCUGUACGGUGUCUCGAGCCAAGCGCAUCAUUGCGGGGGUUUGGGCCUUUACCUGUGUCUACUGCAUGCUUUGGCUCUUCCUAGUGGACAUCCAGGUGGACCCCGAGGGGCGUGUACAGUGUGGUUACCGUGUAUCUCGAGACCUCUACCUGCCCAUCUAUCUCAUCGACUUCGCCAUCUUUUACGUCAUCCCUCUACUUCUGGCCAUUGCCUUAUACGGUCUCAUCGCCCGAAUCCUUUAUUUGAACCCUCUACCCCACCCACCCAACUCGGGCACCGUAACUGCCCCCACUCUCAGGAGGAGCUGCAAAGAUCCAGCAGAUGCCAGUAAGGCAGGUCGCCAAGGACGCCCGAAGACUGCGCUCUCCUCCCGGAAGCAGGUCACUAAGAUGCUAGCAGUGGUGGUGGUGCUGUUCGCCCUGCUAUGGAUGCCGUACAGAACCCUGGUUCUUAUUAAUUCAUUCGUAAGCACGCCCUACCUGGACGCCUGGUUCUUGCUCUUCUGCCGGAUCUGCAUUUAUGCCAACAGUGCGAUCAACCCUGUGGUUUACAACCUGAUGUCCCAGAAGUUUCGUUCGGCCUUCCGCGGGCUGUACCGCUGUCAGAGGGAGGACGGACAACAGCGUACGCUCUCCAUGCUCCAAAGUGGGUGCAGCCUAAGAGACAACCGACCCUGUAACAAUAUCAAUGGCACACCGAAGAAAAUCGGUUCAAGCUCCCCUAAGCAAAAGCAAAACAAACCCAACGACAUAGAGAACACGCUAACAACAAGCGAUGAUGUAACAAACGAGACGGAUCCAAACGUACACAAAAAUGCAGUCGGGAACACUGCUAGCGAUAAAAGCCAAACCUCAGAAGACAAGGAGAUGUCUACACUGAAGGAUGUGGACAGGAAUGAGAAUACUGAUAAUGGUAAGAAUACGGAGGAAAGCGAGGGUACUAUUCAAGAUAUCAUCGCUGACAUGGGAAGCACAGAGAAGAUGCUGAGCUCUGCCACAUUGGAAAAAACUGAUCGGAAUGACAGAGAGCUGAUUCACAGCCAUGUAUAGAUCACUAGUAUUCAAUAUUUACUGCAUGUUGAGAAUGAAAAGAGGACAAAAAUAGGUUUGAAAUUGAGAUGUAUGUCCUUAUAGCUGUCGUGUUCUCUCUCCAGUGAAAGUGGCAAAUCUGAGGCCAUUUGGCUGUCAGCAUCAGCAACACAUGCCUCCUUUUCAGAGAGACACACACAUGGCUGCUCGAUUUGGGCAAAUAAUCACAUUGCAAUUCAAACUAUGAUAAAAAUUUGACAAAGUGUAUUGCAGCUGCUCAGAUAUAAAGACUAAAAGAACAAAAAGGCAACAAAAAGUGCCCGUAAGACUAAAGCACAAACGAGAACUCUUUAAUGUCUCUUUUUUAAUGAGUCUUUAAAAGAUUCAGUCAGUUUAUCUCUAAGAACUUCACCCAAUUGAAUACAGAGUAACAGAGCAUAAAGAUGAACUAUAUAUUUAAUUCAGUUUUAGCUCAAUUUAUUCAAGACUUUAAUUCGAUGAAUUUAAUUCACACUCCAGUGUGUGCUGUCUUUUCUCAUCACAUAAGUUGAUUCCAACUGAAAGAGAAAUCUUACCACCAAUUCAGCUUUUAAAGCAACAUCCCAGAGUUUUCCUCAAAAAACACUUGGCAGGUGCUUUAGGGCAUGAGAUCCAUUCGGAUGCAUUCAAGCAACUAUAAGGCCCAGAGACACUUCUGUGUUUUUCGCUAACACAAGACAUGUGCCAUAGCUAGAUGUAUUGUCUAGCCAUUUGUUUCAUAAAAACUAAAAUACACUCAACUCCCUGUAUGGCUAGAGGAAUGCUGAGCCUUUUAGACCCCAUUUAUGACCUCAUAAAGAUGAGUAAGGCAUUCAUUUGUCAGGUGUAGUUUUUCAUCUAUUUCGGUAGAGAGCACAGAGAGCCGAUGGUUUCUGUUGAAGCAAGCAGAGGCCUGUUUACACUUGGUAUUAAGGGGCUGUUUAUACAUGAAAUUAAGAUGCGUUUUUGUCGAUCGGAUUACACCUGGUAUUUUAAUCCUUCUCUUUUGUUUACUUUUGACCGCUUCUGUCCUGAUUACUUUUAAGAGAAUGGCCUUUGGAGAUUGUGGGCGAGGGAGAAAUGAUGGAUUGAAAUUGAUGCAAACUAAGGCCCUGUUUACACGAGAACGCUCGAGGGUGAAAACUUAAAAAUAUUUUAUCGGAUGCUCCUUUAGUUUACACGGUGACUGCGUUUUUGGGGCUUAAAAAUGCAAAAAAGUGAAACCACCCUCCAGAGUGGAGAUCUUAAAAACGCUCUACCGUCGCGUUCCCGUCUAAAGGGUAAAAACGCAAAGUCUGCUCAGGGUGGCUCUCGUUGCGUAUGCGUUUACAUUACAGGCAUGCACCAGGGGCUGUUUACACUUGGUAUUAAGAUGUGUUUUCAUCGAUCGGAUCACAAGUGGACGAGAGAGACACAUUACGUUUACACCUGGUUUUUAAAUCUGUCUCUUUUGUCCACUUUCAACCGCUUAUGUCCUGAAUACUGUGAGGGGGUGGUCUGUGAGACGGUGGGCGAGUCUCUCUGCUGUCAUUCAAACGCGAGCGGGAGUAAUUAUGAGUUCAUAUGGACGCAAACUAAUAUUAUGUCGGAGUCCGCGUGUAUGUCUAGCAAGUAAACAUGCUGCACAGUGUUUUGUUCGUGUAUAUGUUAGAGCUUUCUCUGAAUUUUCAGCGCAAUUGAUGAAAUAAGAUCGCGCAACAUUCACACGCUUUCAAAACGAAACUACGGAGAUCAGCCGCUUUAGUUGUAUCAAUGAAAGGCUAAAAAUAGCACUGUUCACCGUAUCUUCAAGCCAGAAGUCAGAAAAGACGUAAAACUUGUGUUCAGUACCUCAGAUUAGAUAAAUGGGCGGAGAGAAGGCGGUCGCGUGUGGCUGUUCGAACACAUUCAACCACAUGUGCGUUUACAUAAGCAAAAGCAAUCCGAUCGAAAGGGGUUUCGACUACCUCUGAAUGUGGUUGAAAGUGGAAGCGUUCAAAACGUUUUGAACACUGUUUACACCUGGCAUUAACUUCGUCCACUUGUGAUCCGAUCGAUGAAAACGCAUGUUAAUGCCAAGUGUAAACAGCCUCCCAGUUCAGGAAAAUAACAACAAACAUGUCGGAUUUUUCCAUACGUCGGACCUUCAAGUUGCCAUAGCAGCUCUGAUAAAUAUACAAGAGUCUUUCCAGCAGUUGUACGAAAUAUUCACAGCUAGUAUCACUGAUCGGAGAAGGCGCAUUCAAGUACCUCCAUCAAAUUGUUGAUGCGCCAACUCGUCGGAGGCAAACCAGACGGCUUUGGACGAGACCUGGGAGAACAAGUAAGAAGGUUGUACGCAGGCGUGCAUACUUGGACUUGGUGUUGUUGUGUGUCAGUGCUUCACACAUUGCCACCUAGCUGCCUGGAGUGCAUACUCCAUCGAAUAUCACACACUUUUGCGCCACCAUAUGCAAGGAGAUUCCCCCCAAAAUGUUUGUAUAAACGUGGAAUAAAAAUUGAUAAUGCAACGCUACUUUUGUGUUUUCUCUUCAGAUCGUUUCCGUGUAAACGUAGCCUAAUAUUAUGUCAGAUUCCCCUGCUUGUGUUGUAAGUAAACAUCCUGCACAGAGUUUUGUACAUAUAUAUGUAAGAGCUUUCUUUGAUAUUUCAGAGCAAUAGAUGAAAUAAGCUUGCGCAACUUUCACACGCUCAGGGCUACUCUAUGCCUCUUUUAUCUAUAAAAGCCUAAAGAUCGUGCUGAAUAGGGCUGUCACAAUGAUUAAAUAAUCAUCUCAUCGCGAUUGUUUGACCUCAUCGUGAUGAUUUCAGAUCACCGCAAUGAUUGCACAUCUCUCUAAAAAACACAAGGGGGAGAUGCAGCGCCUGUAUAAACGACCGUAUCAGAUUACUUUUAAAUAUGUGUUAUGUGUAUUAAUAUUUACUGCCAGGUAAACCUUGCAAAAUAUUUUAUUUAAAUAAUCACAACAACAUGUGAAAAUUAUUUCAUAAAUAAAGAAAAAAAUAUUAGAAUUAAAUGUCAAACCAAUAAAACAGACAAUUAAUCGUCAAAAGCCCUAAAACAGGCAAUUAAUCGUCACAUUUUAUUAGACAAUUAACCCGCCAGCCGAAUCUCAUAAACGUGACAGCCCUAGUGCUGAACACUGUUGGUUUGCGCUAGAACUCAUGUCCAAUGUAAAAACAUUGUGCUCAGUAGCUACAUUACAUUAGAUCAAUAGGCAGAAAGUAUGCAGUCUUUUGUCGCCGCUCGAACACAUUCGACCACAAUGCGUUUUCGACUACCUCUGAAUGUGGUCAAAAGUGGACGAGCUCAAAACUUUGUACAUCCCGUUUACACCUGUAUUUAGUGUCUUUUAUUUGUGAUCCGAUCGACCAAAAUGCAUUUUCAUAC